AUGAACAUUGUACUAAUAUUAAUAAUUACCACACUAAUUUCCCUUAUCUUAAUACUAGUAAGCUUUUGAUUACCACAAAUAAUACCAGACAUAGAAAAACUUUCCCCCUAUGAAUGCGGGUUUGACCCACUGGGAUCAGCACGACUUCCAUUCUCCAUCCGUUUUUUUCUAGUAGCUAUUUUGUUCCUCCUUUUUGACCUAGAAAUUGCUCUCCUACUUCCAACACCAUGGGCAGUCAACCUCUCACAACCCACAAUAACAAUAGUAUGAACCUCAACAAUCAUUUUUCUUCUAACCGCUGGCCUAAUUUACGAAUGAUCUCAAGGCGGUUUAGAUUGAGCUGAGUA
Podarcis muralis (Common wall lizard) is the source of this 347-nucleotide messenger RNA. NCBI's taxonomy places the organism in Eukaryota, Metazoa, Chordata, Lepidosauria, Squamata, Lacertidae. The record is from the annotation of a RefSeq genome assembly.